Molecule: messenger RNA, 591 nt
Organism: Emiliania huxleyi CCMP1516
Lineage: Eukaryota; Haptophyta; Isochrysidales; Noelaerhabdaceae
Exons: 3
Coding region: 1-591 (196 amino acids)
Source: RefSeq, a predicted model, not a curated record
AUGGACUCAAAGUCGGCCAUCGUCCACGUCCUCUGCGUCACCAUUGCACUAAUCGAGGUGGCGUUUUGCGUAGCCGCUCUGGCCGAUGGCCGCUCUGUCAUUGUGCUCAAGGACGAGCCACCAACGGUCGUCGACACUGCAGUCCUGCCCGAUACUGCGGACUUCAUCGUCGGGCCCGACGCGGACGGUAAUACGGUGACUACGGGCACACGCGGGGAGGACUAUCAGACGCUAGCGCAGCUCCUCGGGCCCCGCUACGGCAUCGGACUGCUCAAGGACUCUUCGGGCCGGGCGUGGUGGGAGACGGGCGACGUGCCUGGCCUGAGCGCCAGCAUGACGCUCAUGGACCUUAUCAACGAGCUGGGAGUCGGGCCUGUGGCUGAGGCGCUGCCUCUCGUGGUGAAGGGCGACAUCCUCAAGCACCCGAUCCAGUUUCUGUCAUGCACCGAGCUGCGCGACACGGGCAUGGCCGCCAUGUCACUCGGCAUCAUCGCCGUCAUCGCCGCCGGGCUGAUGGUCAUCUUCCACGCCGCUGCCCUCUCCGGCCUCGUCAAGCCCAAGGUGGCAAAGGUGGUACCCCUGCUCGUGUAG